AUGCGUCUCGACACCGGCAUCUCAUUGAAGUUGAUGUCCAUCAUAAACUUGUUUGCGAACGACAUCUUUGAACGGAUUGCUGGUGAGUCGAGCCGCUCGGCUCACUACAAUAAGACAACAAUCACCAGCAGAGAGAUCCAGACUGUUGUGCUUCUGCUGCUCCCAGCUGUCGUAGUAUUCGACAAAGUAGUAGUUCUGGUCUAUAAAGCAGCGGCGGAUGUCGGUGUAGAGGAAGAAUUUUGGGUGGUUGGAAGCGGCGUGAGGAUGUUAAGGGUUGCUUGGCGCUAA
This is a messenger RNA of Mesocestoides corti, 288 nucleotides long. Lineage: Eukaryota; Metazoa; Platyhelminthes; Cestoda; Cyclophyllidea; Mesocestoididae. The record is from the annotation of a GenBank genome assembly.